Anoplophora glabripennis (Asian longhorned beetle) is the source of this 2030-nucleotide messenger RNA. RefSeq lists its product as uncharacterized. Lineage: Eukaryota; Metazoa; Arthropoda; Insecta; Coleoptera; Cerambycidae. The record is from RefSeq and is a predicted model, not a curated record. Bases 1 to 1233 code for a protein of 410 amino acids. The transcript is spliced from 3 exons.
AUGAAUUUUAAAUUACAUACUUUUGUAGUGCUGGAAAUUAUUUUAGCAGUACAAGGCGUAGUGUUGUAUAGAGCUGAUCAUCAUGACCAUAUAAGGGAACCCCAUCGCAGGUUAUUUAGAAGACGUGCAGGCCAUCACGAAUCACCUCCACCAGAAGAACCUUCUACACACUCUGCAAGUGACCAAACGUCAUUCCGACUCCCAAGGAGUGUGUCAACUUCAUCACCAUUUAGUGACGAUUCGGUUUCACGAAGACCAAGUGGAGAACCAUCUUCUUCUUCAGCGACAGCAGAAUCGACUCCGUCAACAUUAUCAAGUGACGAUCAAUCUUCUGAUUUACCAUUAAGUGAAAAAUCAUCAUCAUUAUCUGAAUCGUCUUCAUCGCCAAAUGGUGAGUCACCCUCCACAUUGCAACCAAGCGAUGAACCAUCCACUCUAUCUCUAGUAACUGACAACGAAGCAUCUUCUUCAUCGUCAUCUCCUUUCCCGGUAGAGUCAAGUGUAGAACCAUCUCUUAGAACAUCAGCAUCAAAUGACGAGCCAUUUACUUCAGCGUCACUUAGUGGAAAAUCUCUUACACAGUCAUCAGCAGAAUCAAGUGUUGAAUCAUCUUCUCCAUCAUCAUCAACUGACGAAUCAUUUUCCCUACCACCAUCUGAUGAGCCAUCUGCAUCACCACUAUAUGGUGAACCACAAAAUCAUGAACUAUCUUCCACACAGCCAGCUGAUGAACCGUUUUUAGAACGGUCGUCUUCUUCGUCGUCAGUAGAAUCGACUCCUCCAGCAUUAUCAAGUGACAAUCAAUCUUCUGAUUUACCAUCGAGUGAUAAAUCAUCUUCUUCAUCAUCACCAAAUGGCGAGUCACCUUCCACAUUACAACCAACCGAUGAACCAUUCUCUCUAUCUCUAGUAACUGACGAUGGAGUAUCUUCUUCAACGCCAUCUCCUUUCCCGGUAGAUUCAAGUUUAGGACCAUCUCUUACAUCAUCAGUAUCAACUGACGAGUCACUCUAUUCACCGUCACCUACUGGAAAAUCUCUUUCAUCAGCAGAUUCAAGCGUAGAAUCAUCUUCUUCAUCAUCAUCAUCAACUGAGGAAUCAUUUUCUCUACCACCAUCCGAUAAACCAGCUGCAUCACCGUCUCUGAGUAACGAUACGUCUGAAGGAUCUUUUGAAGUUCAUUGGUUGUACUUACAAAAGGAUGAUCGUGUGUUUAUUUUAGAUGGUUUCUGAUAGUUGAUAUUUUUAAGAUGUGUCUUCAUAAAAACGUUCUUUUGUAAAGGGAGUUUCACGACGAACUGUAUAAAUAAAUGCGGAUAUCUUUUAAACCGAAUUAAUUUACUUCUAGUAUGUAGGAUGUAUCGCUGAAGGCCAACAGGCUCAUCAAGUACAUCAUUGUAUCAAUUGCAGUUCGUCAUGAAAUGCCCUGUGAUAUAAAUAAGGAAAAAUCUUAUAGUUUGCGUUAGUGUGGGUUUCUUUUUCAAUUUUAAACAAUAUUUCAGUCGUUUAUACGUUAACGCUAGAAUAUUCUUUAAUAAAGUGCCUACGAAUUGUAUUCAAAAUGUAAUAUUAUAGAGCUUUGCUAUUUAUGUUGUUUAUACGAUUAUUCAUUACUUGGUAGUUAAAACAAUAUAUUAUAUUUCACGAAACAAUAAUAAUAAUCGUCUAGAUUUAUGGUACAGAAUUGUUUUCAUUACAAUUAGAAAUUGGGUUUUAUUGUUAAGUAGGUAACCCUGAUUUUCAAACCGUAGUUCAUCUGUUUUACAAGUUGUUUGGUAGGUAUUCCAAUCAUUAUUAUUUCAGUUAAUAAUAAAUUGUGAGCUUUCACCACCUACCACUGAUGUUAAGUUUAAAUCGUCAGUGAUAUGUUUAGCAGGUAAAUAUGUCAGAAGAAUGAAAAGAAUAGCAUAGAUCAAUGAAAUCGCCAGCGUAUAUAGAAAACAAUACAGGACCAACUAUACCACUUUGAGGUACACCUCUUUCAAAAUGGUGAGGAUUUUUAACAUUGAUACACUACUUUUGGUGAACAU